AUGGCGGAAGCGGCCCUGGUCGUCCAAUGUCUCUUUAGCUUCUUCUUCUUUCGCCGCCGCCAGUAUUGCGUGUUUUGCCAGUGCUGGGCCUUCAAUGCCCAAGUGGUGCAGUGGUGCAGUGCGAGUGCAAGCUUCGGCUGGGUGGAGUCCGAGUUCCUAGGUAGUCGACCCUCUGUCCCUCCCAAGGUCUUCCUUGCCCUACCCGAGCCUGGCUGCCACUGCCAUCAACUCUCCGGCCGCCACAAGUCGACUUUCACCGUCGACUGGCCCGUAUAG
Molecule: messenger RNA, 276 nt
Organism: Pyrenophora tritici-repentis Pt-1C-BFP
Lineage: Eukaryota; Fungi; Ascomycota; Dothideomycetes; Pleosporales; Pleosporaceae
Source: RefSeq, a predicted model, not a curated record